CUAAAUAAAAAGCCCAUUAAGAAUACACUGCAGUAACUUGCCCACAAGGCAGGCAGUUCUCUCAAACAUUUUCACAAACAUAUGGAGGGCGUUAAAUCUUCCUAGCUCAAAUGGGCACGUCGUGUCCCCAUCUAUCAAAUUUACGUGCCCAUAGCUGCAUCAUCUCGCCAAUUCCAAUAAAAUCUCCACCAAUUACACGUGCUCUAAUUUAAAUUUCAAAUCCAACAACGAUUCUUCCUGGGUAAAUUCCUUCCCUUUCUUUCUAAUCCCAUUAUCUCAUCACUCCGCCAUUACAUUCCUCAGUUUCAAAGCUUUUGACUCUUUUAAGUCAAAUUAGAAGAAACCCAACUCGAUUGUAUUAUUGAACCGAGUUCGUUUUAUCAUGUCCGGAGCGGGUCACGCCGUGGACCGCCGUGUAGGGUUCCCGGAGAUGGACACAAAACCAAACCCAAACCUCUCCGGUUGCAACCCAGUUAAAAAACCGGGUCCGAUAACGAUGGAUCAUGUGCUAUUAGCAUUGCGAGAGACGAAAGACGAGAGGGAUUUGAGAUUAAGGAGUCUGUUUAGUUUUUUUGAUGCCGAAAAUGUCGGGUACUUGGAUUAUACCCAGAUCGAGGCGGGUUUAUCGGCGAUGCAGAUACCGAAUGAGUAUAAGUAUGCUAAGGAUUUGUUGAGAGUUUGUGAUGCUAAUAGAGAUGGCCGGGUUGAUUAUGUGGAGUUUAGGAGGUAUAUGGAUGAUAAAGAAUUGGAGCUGUAUAGGAUUUUUCAAGCUAUUGAUGUUGAACAUAAUGGUUGCAUUUUGCCUGAGGAGUUGUGGGAUGCUCUUGUUAAGGCUGGCAUUGAAAUAGAUGACGAGGAGCUUGCACGAUUUGUAGAGCAUGUUGAUAAGGAUAAUAAUGGAACUAUAACUUUUGAAGAAUGGAGGGAUUUUCUUUUACUCUACCCACAUGAAGCUACAAUAGAGAACAUAUAUCAUCAUUGGGAAAGGGUAUGCCUUGUAGAUAUUGGAGAACAAGCUGUUAUCCCAGAAGGCAUCAGUAAGAAAGUUCAUAGGAGUAAAUAUUUUAUCGCUGGGGGAAUAGCAGGAGCUGCUUCUCGUACUGCAACUGCUCCUCUUGAUCGCUUGAAGGUGAUUUUGCAAGUCCAGACAGAAGAUGCUCGCCUCAUUCCUGCUAUAAAGAAGAUAUGGAAAAAAGAUGGUGGUUUGCUGGGUUUCUUUCGAGGUAAUGGGUUAAAUGUUGUAAAGGUAGCACCUGAAAGUGCUAUAAAGUUUUAUGCUUAUGAAUUGUUAAAGAAUGUCAUUGGAGAUAUCAAGGGGGGGAACAAAGAUCAUAUAGGUCCUGGUGAGAGACUCUUAGCUGGUGGUAUGGCUGGUGCAGUGGCACAAACUGCCAUUUAUCCUUUAGAUCUUGUGAAAACUCGAUUGCAAACCUUCCCUUGUGAAGGUGGAAAGGCUCCUAAAGUGGGAGCUCUAGCAAGGGAUAUAUUGGUUCAGGAAGGACCUCGAGCCUUUUAUAAAGGUCUCGUGCCAUCUCUUCUUGGGAUUAUCCCUUAUGCUGGUAUCGACCUUGCUGCCUAUGAGACACUGAAAGAAAUGUCAAAGACGUAUGUUCUGUAUGAUAAUGAACCCGGUCCUCUUGUGCAAUUGAGUUGUGGAAUGUUUUCAGGAGCCCUUGGAGCAACAUGUGUUUACCCUUUGCAGGUUAUCAGAACCAGAAUGCAAGCUCAACAUUCUAGUUCUGCUGCUGCUUAUAAGGGGAUGUCUGAUGUGUUCCGGAGAACACUGCAGACUGAAGGUUAUAGAGGAUUCUACAAAGGACUAUUUCCAAACCUUCUCAAGGUUGUGCCAGCUGCAAGUAUAACAUAUUUGGUUUAUGAAGCCAUGAAAAAGAGUCUCGAUCUAUGAUUGGAGAGCAUUGUAUUUAUUCCCUAUGGCUGCUGAACUGAUCAGAAAAUGAACUUAGCAAUGAUAUUGACGACAACAAAAAUAAUAGGAUUACUAGUAGGUAAUACAAUUUGUCUGAGUUAUACAAUAGACAUUAAUCCCCAUUUAAAUAUCAGGGGAAACGUAGUAUUUUCAGUUGAAGAGAUUUUGCGGGAGGCUUAUUUGGAGUUAGUUCUGAGAAACAAGAAAUAUUUGACAUCAUUAUAAUCUGACUGUAAGGUGAUGGAUCUUUUUCUUUUCAUACUCUAUCACCACUUUGUUUCAUAACUUUGGUAACAGUAUAUCUUAGAUGAUGUAAAGAGAACUUAUAGAUCUGGUUUAUGUUGACAAUUAUUUUUCAAGUA
Mercurialis annua (annual mercury) is the source of this 2289-nucleotide messenger RNA. Its product is annotated as calcium-dependent mitochondrial ATP-magnesium/phosphate carrier protein 2-like. Gene Ontology annotation, biological process: transmembrane transport. NCBI's taxonomy places the organism in Eukaryota, Viridiplantae, Streptophyta, Magnoliopsida, Malpighiales, Euphorbiaceae. Gene Ontology annotation, molecular function: calcium ion binding; ATP transmembrane transporter activity. Bases 383 to 1906 code for a protein of 507 amino acids. The transcript has 4 exons. The record is from RefSeq and is a predicted model, not a curated record.